Messenger RNA from Bipolaris oryzae ATCC 44560, 2679 nucleotides. RefSeq lists its product as uncharacterized. Gene Ontology annotation, molecular function: molybdopterin cofactor binding; molybdenum ion binding; heme binding. The transcript has 4 exons. Lineage: Eukaryota; Fungi; Ascomycota; Dothideomycetes; Pleosporales; Pleosporaceae. The record is from RefSeq and is a predicted model, not a curated record. The coding region runs from base 1 to 2679 and encodes 892 amino acids. Gene Ontology annotation, biological process: nitric oxide biosynthetic process; nitrate assimilation.
AUGAGCAUAGUCACCCAAAAACAGGCGGCAGUCCCUAUGUCGUUUCUUCAUGAACGCCAGUCACAGCCUCACGCAGGCUCCACAUCAAAACAACUACCUCCAUCACCACCAGAAACAGUCGAUGGCAACGAUAUCGAAUCCACUGCCUCGACAUCAACACAAGAAGACUUUCCACUCCCACCACCAGCAAAUACUCCACCUCAAGUCCUAGAGCUUGACAAAUCCACUCCAGAUGCGCAUGUCCCGCGAGAUCCGAGGUUGAUUCGGCUGACGGGUGUGCAUCCGUUCAAUGUCGAAGCACCGUUGACUGAUUUGUUCAACGAGGGCUUUCUUACUAGCCCCGAGCUUUUUUACGUUAGAAACCAUGGAGCAGUACCGGAAGUUCAAGAUGACGAAUGCUUGGACUGGGAGUUCUCAGUAGAGGGCAUGGUUGAAAACCCCCUCAAGAUUACUCUACGACAACUACUGGAAGAGUACGAGAAUGUGACAUAUCCUAUUACAUUGGUCUGUGCUGGCAACAGACGAAAAGAACAAAAUGUUGUGAGAAAGAGCAAGGGCUUCUCGUGGGGUCCAGCUGGAGUUUCCACUGCACUCUUCACUGGUGUGGUGAUGAAGGACAUUAUUGAACGAGCGAAGCCACUACGGAAGGCCAAGUACGUUUGCAUGGAGGGAGCUGACAAGCUUCCUAAUGGGUACUACGGUACUUCUGUAAAACUCAAUUGGGUCAUGGAUCCUAAUCGAGGCAUUAUGCUAGCACACAAGAUGAACGGCGAGAUGCUAAGACCCGAUCACGGCAAACCAUUGCGAGCUGUGAUACCUGGCCAAAUUGGAGGCAGAAGUGUCAAGUGGCUAAAAAAGUUGAUUGUCACCUCUGAGCCUAGUGACAACUGGUACCACAUCUACGACAACAGAGUACUGCCCACCAUAGUCGACCCUGAUGAAGCGGCAAAUAACACCAAAUGGUGGACGGAUGAGCGAUAUGCCAUUUAUGAUCUUUCGCCCAAUUCAGCCAUCGCGUUCCCCCAGCACGGAGAAACAUUAGGCCUUUCUUCGAGUCAAACUUCCUACAAUGUACGUGGCUAUGCCUAUAGUGGUGGUGGCCGGCGCGUAACACGGUGCGAACUGUCCUUGGAUCAAGGAAAAUCGUGGAGACUCGCAAAUAUCGACUAUCCAGAAGACAAGUACCGCGCUUUCGACAAUCGACAGUUGUACGGUGCAAGGCUGGACAUGGACUGGCGUGAAACAAGCUUUUGCUGGUGUUUUUGGAAUAUUGAAAUCUCAACCGAGGAACUCAAACGAGCAGAUGACAUUGUAGUCAGAAUCAUGGAUGAAGCCAUGUGCGUGCAGCCAAAAGACAUGUACUGGAGUGUCCUGGGUAUGAUGAACAAUCCCUGGUUUCGAAUCGUGAUCCACAAGGAAAACGGCACACUGCGGUUCGAACAUCCUACCCAACCUGCUCUGAUGCCUGGCGGUUGGAUGGAGCGCGUCAAGAAGGCUGGUGGCAAUCUUUCCAACGGCCAUUGGGGAGAGAAGGUAGGCAACGAAGAGCCAGACCAUGCCCAAAUCGAACAGGUCAAAGAUAUUAAAAUGACUAAAGAUGGGGUUAACAAAGUCAUUGGCAUUGACGAGCUACGAGAGCACGACAAGGCAGACACCCCAUGGUUCGUUUUGAACGGAGAAGUGUACGAUGGCACCGCAUUUCUGGAAGGGCAUCCUGGCGGUGCACAAAGCAUUGUGAGCGCCGCAGCAACGGAUGCUACUGACGAGUUCAUGGCGAUUCAUAGCGAAACAGCAAAAAAGAUGAUGCCAGAUUAUCACAUUGGCACCUUGGACGAAGCCUCUCAGAAGGCUCUCGCACAAGGCCAGGUGACUACAGAAUCCACUGAGCCACGACCCGUCUUUCUUCACCCUCGCGAAUGGCGCCAAGCUCAUCUCCAAUCAAAAAAGAAGGUCUCAUCAGACACGCACAUCUUCCGCUUCAAACUCGAUCACGACGACCAAAUCCUCGGCCUACCCACCGGCCAGCACCUCAUGCUUCGACUUCGCGACCCAGUCACCCGCGAGGCUAUCAUCCGCUCCUACACCCCGAUAUCCCAAACCAACCAAAAAGGCUACUGUGACAUUCUCAUCAAAGUAUACGCCGACACACCUUCCCGCGCCGGCGGUAAAAUGACAAAAGCACUUGACGCCAUCCCCCUCGGCCACAGCCUCGACGUCAAAGGACCCAUCGGCAAAUUCGAAUACCUCGGCCGCGGCCUCUGCAGCAUCAACGGCAAGCAAACGAAGCAGAUAAAACGCUUCUACAUGAUCUGUGGUGGAAGCGGUAUCACGCCCAUUUACCAAGUCCUACGCGCAGUCAUGCAGGACAAGGAAGAUGCGACACGGUGUACUGUUUUGUAUGGAAACCGCAAUGUCGAGGAUAUACUUUGCAGAGAGGAUUUAGAUACUUUUGUGAAGGGGGAUAGGGAUCGAUGCAGGAUUUUGCAUACGUUGACGCAGGGAGGUGAGAGCUGGGAUGGACGGAGAGGACGGAUUGGAGAGGCGAUGCUCAAGGAGGAGUGUGUGAGGGGGGAGGGAGAGAGUAUGGUGCUGGUUUGUGGACCGGAAGCGCUGGAGAAGGCGACUUGUGAGGUACUGGGGAAGUUGGGGUGGGCAGAAGAUGAGAUUUUGGUGUUUUAG